This is a messenger RNA of Chilo suppressalis (striped riceborer), 10798 nucleotides long. The record is from the annotation of a GenBank genome assembly. NCBI's taxonomy places the organism in Eukaryota, Metazoa, Arthropoda, Insecta, Lepidoptera, Crambidae.
CUUUGCUUUCCCUGAAAAGGGAGAACUUAAUCAAAGAAAAAAAGGACAUGCCGAUUUUAUAUUUUGUAAACAUUUCGCUAUAUUCUGCAAAGUUAAUAAUUAAACAAGGUUUAAAACAAUUAAUUUUAGUUCUCACUCCCAGUGUAGUAGUUGUUUAAAACUAAAAACACUACGGAAUAAAAAUUUUACAUAAAAAAGCAGGUAGUUAAUCAAUUAAACAGUAAUAAGUUUACCUGCGCUAACAAAAAUGUAAAUAGGUUGUUAACAACUGGCUGGUAAGACUGAUUACACAUAGCUCAUUAUUUUGAUAUAAUAACAAUUUGAAAUAAAUAUUAAAAAAAAAUAUAAUGCAACAGUCAGAAUGAUAAUUAAGCCUAAAAAUGUGCUGUCGUGCCUUUUUCUUCGACCCUGGUUAGGGGUACCUUUUGGAAUAUGGAUAGCAGUAUCUGUGGUGUAUUACUGGUGGUUGAUAUCUCGGAUAAGUGUACUAGAGACACAGAACAAAGUUUUCAAGACUCAACUUAGGCUUUCACAGUCAGUGCUCAGACAAAUGUCAGUAGAUUCUGUUACAACAUAUAAAAUUCCUGUUAUACCAGAUGCUUUUGGCACUGUCUGUGAAACAGUGCAUGUAGCAUUAGUAUGUAUGGGAAAAUGUAUGAGACUUAUCACUCCUAUGCUGAAGUCACUGCUCCAUCAUCGUCAAAAUCCAAUUCAUUUCCAUUUCAUUGUCGAUGGAUCUUCGCAGCAUACUACAGAAAUACUCUUUGAAUCCUGGGAUUUACCUGAUGUAAAGUACACAUGUUACAAUGCACAAAGUCAACUGAUACAUGUGAGAUGGAUUCCAAACAGUCACUACUCAGGCAUCUAUGGGCUGGUCAAGCUUUUGUUUCCAAACAUACUGCCCGCUAACCUGAAACAAGUGAUUGUUCUUGACUCAGACUUGACAUUCCUGUGUGAUGUUGCGGAAUUGUGGGCAAUGUUUAGGAACAUGACUGAUGAUCAGUUCAUAGGAUUAGUGGAGAACGAAAGUGAUUGGUACUAUGACACAACAAAGCACUGGCCUGCAUUAGGUAGAGGGUACAACACGGGGAUAAUGUUGUUGGAUUUACAUAAAAUCAGAACUUACGUGGACUGGACUUCCUUAUGGCACAACGCAGUAGGCAGCAAUCUGGAUCGCAUGAAACAAACCACACUAGCCGACCAAGAUGUCAUUAAUGCGAUGAUCAUGAAAAACCCCCAGUUUGUGUAUAACAUAAGCUGUCAGUAUAACGUUCAAAUGUCUACGAAGACUUUGGCAAAAAAUUGCUAUGGAGAGGACACAAAUAAUUUGAAGGUAAUUCACUGGAACUCACCUGGCAAGUAUAACAUAAGAAUACGUGAUGCUGACUACUUUAGGAAUAUCCACCAGUCGUAUGUGAACUUUGAUGGGAACUUGUUAAAGGAGAAACUGCAUAGGUGUAGUCAAAGCGAGAGUGUCACAUACAAAAUGAACCAUUCGGACUUGUGUUUAAGUUUCCGAGCUGCUCAAAGAGUCAAACUACGGACUCACCUCUACUACAUGGACUACACUUACACGGACAUAGACAACUUCGACGUGACACUCGUGCUCCAAUUGUCUAUGGAUCGGCUGCAGUUCCUAGAGAGAUUAGUCAAGUAUUGGGAAGGUCCUCUCAGUGCUGCCAUCUAUCUGUCGGACUGUGAGGUGGCCAAGCUGGAAAGCUUCAUCAGGGACUGGUCCGAUACUCUAAGCUCGAGGCGGAAUAUUGGCUACCAUUUAGUUUUCAAACAGGAUUCGGUCCACUACCCGGUAAACUACCUCCGUAACGUGGCUUUGUCUAACGUGAAUACUCCGUACGUGUUCCUAAUGGACGCAGACUUCGUGCCCAUGGCGGGGUUAUAUGACCAUCUGCGAUCCGCCAUACCGCUCGUCAACCCGUACGCGCAGAAGAAGUGCCUAGUGGUAGCAGCGUUUGAAACGCAGCGUUACCGCGCGUCCCCGCCGCGCAACAAGCCCGCCCUACUAGCUCGCCUCGCCAACGCACACAGCGCUGGCGACGUGGCCCCAUUCCGUCUAAGGGAAUGGCCCAAGGGACAUCGCGCCACCAACUACACUAGAUGGGUCACAGCUACUGCGCCAUACGAGGUGGAGUGGCAAUCUGACUAUGAACCAUACUUAGUGGUGCACCGGUCUGUACCCAAGUACGACACACGGUUCUCUGGUUUCGGCUGGAAUAAGGUAUCGCAUAGCGUCGAACUGCGCGCGCAAGGUUACCGCGCCGUAGUUCUGCCCGACGCGUUCGUAGUUCAUACCCCGCACGCACCUUCACCGGACAUUACCGCCUUCCGAGCCGACCCGCACUACCGCGUAUGCUUAGCACUCCUCAAACAGGAGUUCAUGGACGAUCUCAAGAGGAAAUACAACGUUACCUUCGACGAACAAUCCAAACAGGACUCCGUGUUCCUCGGACAAGCGAAAAGUCUAAUACUCGACCAAGCUAAGGAUAUUAACUAAAAAGAUUUUAUUAUUAAUUUAUUAAAAUGUAAUAAAUGACCUGACCUGAUCUAAUAAAAACCCUAAAAAAUCACCUGAUGUUAAGUGCUUGUUUAGCGUAGUCCACUUAAGUUGACAGCUAAUGUGGCAUAAUUAAAUCUUAUUAUUUGCCUUAUAUUUAGUCUAUGUUAAGUUGUAAAAUGUUGUCAGACCAAAUUAUUAAAACUUACCCAAUAAAGCCCUUCCGACCAUUCUAUUCGGUAGAAGUAAAAGAGCUUAAAAGAUUCAAGUGUUCAGUCAGAACUCCACCUUAUUUACAAUGUCACACGGUUCAAAUUGAUAUACCUUUGAAGUUAAUCUGCCGUUAAAAAUUGCAUUCAUACCACCAUACCAUACUAACAGUUGUUACUAAGAACCAAUAAAUUAAAAAAACUUUAGACAGUUCCUUAAUCGUAACCAAAAAGAUUGGAAAUUUGAAAUAAUAAAAAUACCCUAAUCCUUAAGGAAAACUUUCUACAAGUUUCGAAAAAGAGACAAUUUCCUUUCCAAAAAUCCUUAAUAUACAUAGUAUCAUAACUUAACAUAAUAUCCGAAAUAAUCGGAUAUUUUUUUUCUGUGUCCAGAGUCCGUAUAAUUUUCAUGAAAACUAUAUUCUGAUCCAGAUCCGAUAUCGUACUAUAUCCAUUUCCAUUACCACUGGCGAAGCCAGCCCAAUGCGAAUCACAACCUAAAGCGCUUUAUUACAAAACGUAGACUAAAGUUAAACCUGGACUAAAACUGAUGCUGUCACCUAUGUUUGCUUAAAAUAAAACAGAGACAACGUUAGGUUUAAACCAAAACUUUAGUCCGCGUUUGGAAUAAGGGGGACAAUGGUGUCGAUUCUGACAGGAUUCUCUAAACUUAAAACUAAAUUUAACAUUAGCCUGUCCUUCUCAUUCCGUAUAGAGAAUGACAGGGAUUCACUAUUGUCAAAUUUAAGUUUAGCUUUAGAGAAUCAUACCAGAAUCGACACCAAUAUUGUUUUUUUCUACAAUGAAAUAAGGUUUAAAUUUCUAGUAAAUAACACUUGACACUUAACAUAGUUUGAUUGGAUUUCAUAUUGAAUAUUAUGUUGCUGCCACCUCUUCAAUAUUAAGACUGAUUUCUGAUUCAAAAUGUAAACUGAUGUUGUGAUAUUUAUAUGUUGUUAUAAAGAAGUUUCACUUCAAAAAGGUUAUUAAAAAACCUUUUUGAAGUGAAACUUCUUUAGGCACGCUUGACUUGGGGGUAAACUGGCGAAUGUGUUACAGUUACGCGUUACGAUUAGUGUCAUCGGUGACUAAUCGGUAAACAAUGAACAAUACCCGUCACAAAAUAUAUAAAUCUAGAGCUGACUUACAUGUUUACUUGAUGUUAACUAUUGAAAUAUGUUUUUUAAUUAAUUAUACGACGUAAUUUAUCAUUAAUAAAUCAAUAACAAUUUAGUCUUUUACUAAUAAUUCUACGCCAUUUUUUUUCUAUCAACAAAUCUUCAGGUUAAUUUCUGAUCAUUGUAGCUAAAGAAGUUUCACUUCAGUCGUGUGGUCAUUAGCACACUCGCUUUUUUUUCUCCCUUUAAAAUAUGUUCCUUUUAAUAAACUAAAAAUCAAUGAACUCAUCAUUACUUCAGAGACACUUUAGGCCGUUGGCUGUCCGGCUGCAUCUGCAUUAACACCCACCAAGCCACCCUGGGCCUGCGUGGUAAUAGUUAUCCACUCGUAAAUUGUUUACGACUGAAACCUUAUAUCUAACACAGUAAGGAUGAAAAUAUGUGAUAAAUAUAAGUAGUUUAGUUAAUUUUGCAAUGUUUAAAUUACAAAAUGUGAACAGUACAUUAUCAUUUGUGUACACAAAAAUACACCUUAAAAUGAAAAUAUUUUGUGUGUUAAAUAUACAAAAAAUAAGUACCUACCUACCUACCAACCAUGGGUAGUAAAGAUUUUUAUUAUGACUGUAUUCUAUAAUAGUAUAAAUAGUUUUAUUAUUGUCUAACAAAAAAUUACAUUUGGCCUAAUGCUGCAUUUUUUUAACCUGAAACCACAUUUGACAGUUGAUCUUCUUUUCAUUCUCCUUAGAAUAUGAUUAGAAAAUACUAUUGACAAAAAGUAAAACAGACAAAAGUAGUACUUUAAAAUAGCUUGUCUUGGCUAAGUUGCUUGUCCUAAAUUACCAUCCCAGUGCUAAAAUAUACCCUAGUAAUAUUCGAAUAGGUUUGUAAAAUUUUGAUACGCAAUAUCUUGAUUCAAUAUAACAAUUAUUAUCUUUAAUCGAUAUCAAAUUGAUACAACCAUAUUAUAUAAAAACGGAGAUAAGGAACCUGACGAUAAGCAACAACCAUAGCUAAUAGAAAGUUAUGAAGGUAUUGCAGGGAAUGGAGUUUGAAGCAAAUCGAAUUUAGUGAUAAAUUUUAUAUUAUUAUCUUUUUUCACAGAUCGAUGGAAGUAAAAAUAGUGACACCCUAUCACAUAACUCGUUCGAUUUAAAGCUAUAAUCGAUUUUAUGCUAGAAUAGUGUUUAAUCGAUUAUAAGUAUCGAAAUUAUUUUAGUUAUUAAAAAUACUGGUGUUUAAUAAAUUAUUACAAAACCUCAUUAAAUUUAUUAUUUUACCUAGUACAAAUUUUUGAGUGAUGAGCACGAGUAUUUGUUCUGUGUCUGAGUGUGAUUUAUCUAUAAUAUGAUUAAAUAAAUAUCAAAAAAAGCAGUUUACUUUUUAUAUGUUUGUUUAUUCUAAUACCCUGUACCAUUAGAUUUAUUGAUUAUAAUUAAUAAUUUCAUUUAAAAAAAGGUAUAUAAAAAACUAUAUCUUUCGACUUUUUACGUUUGAAUAUUUUUGAGGGUUGGCAACACCAUAUUGUGGUGGUGUAUUGCGCCAUUAAAUUAAAGGGGUCCAUAAAGUACAAUAUUAUCUGUAUGACAUUUUAACGUAAACAAUACGAAAUUUCAUGGGCGUCGAUCUGUCAAAAAAAUAAGAAUAGUUGUAGAUUAAAAUCAAAUAUGUUUACAUUUAUUUUUUUAAUAUUUUUUAAUCAUUAAAAGUAGUUAUGUUUUGUUUUUAUCUUUUAUGCAUUUAACAGCUAGAAGUUUAAAUCUUAAGAGAAUUUUACAAGAAAAAUAUCCACGUGGUCCUGGCAGCAGGAUAGCGGAAGGUGUAGGUUCGAGUCCCGUCGGAUUCUUUUUCUAGUAAACUUUUCUCUAGAUUAGUAUCUUUUAAAUUGUUUUUCUUUGUUGCUUAAAGAAGUGAGUAUUUUUUUUUUACAUUGAAUUUGUAAGAGUUUCAUGUAUUAAAAUAUUGUAAAGAGUAAAGUGUAUUUUUUAAAUGAAGUGCCGUUAGAAGCUUGUAUAUUUUUAUAUUUUAUUUUUAAUUAUUUACUUUUUAUAUUCCUAAAUUAACAUGGUUUAAUCAAAUUGUAAAAGGGAAUAUAUUUUAAUAAUCGAAAUAAGUAAGGCUGUGAGAAAUCUGUUGUUGGUGCGAAAAAAUUAAAUCUAUUCGUUGCCUGUAAAAAGAUGAAUUUUUCAUGCCUAAAUAAUGUUAUAAAAACAUGUUAUAGAAACAUCGUUUAAAGUUUUCCAUAUUUGAAAAUACACACAUCAAAAGUGUCUAGGGAUCAACAUAUAUUUUUGCAAUAACUUUUCUCCUGAUUGAUAUUAAUUAAAAUUUUCUUUAAGGAUUCAUCAAAUAAAGUGUUUUCGUUUGUCACAGUAACGAUAAACCAAGUCACCUUUGCAUUAAUAAAGAAAUUUGCCAUUUUCCUAAUAGAGGGAUUUUUGACAUUUGAACCACUAACACAAAAGUUCGAAAAAAAGACUGAAAUAACAGUUUUCUCUAAAAUUUUAUUGGGUAACUUAAACAAUUAAUAAUCCGUAUUUCUACCGCGAACACUAACAACACAAGAACAUCGGUUUGGCAUACUCAAAAUGAGUUCAUCCAAAUCACGCUGUGGAAUGGCCGCCCAUGUUCGUUGCAACAACAAAAAAAGGUCUUCUUGCGACUGGAUACCCUCCAUAUUCGGCAGAGCUCUUCUCUGUAGCAUAUCCCAUGCAUGCUCAAUCGGGUUCAAGUCUGGCGACUGAGCAGGCCAGGGCAGGACAUUGAUGUUAGCUGCGGCGAGAGUCUGUCUUACAACUCUUGCGGUGUGCGGUCGUGCAUUAUCAUGCAUUAACUGAAAUAAGGGACCGAUUUGCACUUGUAGAGGAACGAUGACGUCUGAUACAAUCGUCUCAGCAUAAAUUUGAGCGUUGAGGUUGCCUCUGAUCCAAAUCAACUCAGUUCUUCCGCCGAUCCAAAUACCCGCCCAUACCAUGAUGGUUCCACCACUAUAAGGAUGGACUUCCUGGCAGGAUUUUAAUCGCUGUUGACGUCCAGGGGUUCUCCAGUGUCGUAUACGUCUUGUAUCCGGUCUCAUACCAAAACGAGACUCAUCAGAAAAGCACACGAAACGCCAUUGUUCUUCUGCCCAAUUUCUGUGUUCAAGAGCCCAUUGAUAUCGAAUCCUACGAUUGUGCAUUGCUAUAGGUGGUACCCGUAGCGGUCUUCGGGAAUGAAGGUUCACUUCAUGCAAGCGGUUUCUGACUGUUUGGUCGCUAAUUAAGUUCCCUGAAGAGUGAUGAAGCCUCACGGCUAACAUCAUGGCGGUUAUUGUUGGAGCUCUUCGAGUUAAGAUUUGAAUGUAUCGGUCUUGUCUCCGUGUGGUGCAGCGAUACCGUCCUCCAUGGCGCUCAGCCACGGUACCAGUGCUUCGGUAUCGUGUCCAAAGUCGACUGAUAACACUCUGACUUGUAUUCAGAGCUAAAGCCACAGUACGUUGCCGGGAACCAGCUUCUAUCAUUCCCACGGCUCUGAGCAUUUCUUCCCUGCUUAAAUGACGUCGCCGCUCCAUAAUAACGUUGGUUUUAAUCAGUAGUAGGGAAACAGUAGCACUAAUAAUGUCUUCAAUGCGUUGUAUGUUUUUUAUAGGGAAAAUAUUGACAGCUGAUUUUCAUCUUUUACUCGAAUUUGAUUCACAGUUCCUGAUUCAAAUUAUGAAAUGCACCAAAAAGGAUCCAUAUAAAUUUAUAAAAUCAUAAAUUUAUUACAAAGCCACAUCUCAAUCUCAAGAAAUCCGUAUAAAAAUGCUUGAUCCCUAGACACUUUUGAUGUGUGUAGGUCUGUGAACAUUUGAAGUUUUAUCUCAUUGCGAUCGAUUUACAUUUCGAAAACUUCAUAUGAAUUUGGAGUCUUAUCUCCGCAUAAUAAAGUACAUUUUAAUACUGAAAUUUUAUGGCGUUGUCGAUACAAACUUGUACUUUAAUCUUCUUGAGAUAAAGCUCAAUCUUCUAUCUAUUUGCUAUUCGAGUGUAAUAACAACUGAAGUGAAUAGAUCCUUAAUUAAUUAAAACUGUAACCUUCAAAUAUGCAAAGGAUAGUCCAUUAUUCACGUGAGGUUAGAAAGAGGGGCAAGAUUUAAAAAAAAAAUUCACGAGGAGGGUGAGAUAUAAUGAGAUAUCACGUGUAUAUAUUUUUCGUUGAUCGCACGAUUUCUAAACCAAACAGCGGCACAUCUCCUAGACUCACCCACACACGAUUGAAAAAUAAUAUUCUGAAAAUUUCCCAUAUCUUUUGUAAGUACUUAAAAAUCAGGUGGUUUUGGAUAUGGGUAGCCUGAAACCUCACGAUGCGUCGCCAAGGGGUGGAGGAGAGGGUUAAAAGAUGCUAAAAGUCACGUGAUUAGUGGACAACCUCCAAGUAAAGGCGCCAUUGCACACUUGGUCGUUAGCCCGUAUUCGGGUCCUCGAAAAAUUACUCGAAUUCGGACACCCGAUGCAAUAAUUACAUUGUUUUACUCUUAUUUGGGUACUGGAACCAUAGAGGUAUAAGAAUAGAGUGGAGAAGGCGGCUCUAAAAUUGUCCGUCUAGUAGAAAGAGAAAGUAGAUGAGAGACCGCUAGCUAUCUCUCUCACCCUUAUGACGUAUGGCAUCCAAUGGUAUCACAUCGAAAUAGUAAGAUGCUUACGGUUGCCAAUGAUUAGAGAGAGAAAGUUAACGGUCUCUCAUCUUCUUUCUCUUUCUAUUACAGGGACACUUCCACUUAUAGUAGAGUCUAUAUCUGCCCUACUCUAUUCUUAUACCUCUAUGCCUCUAUGCCUUAACUUUAAAAAAUAUCAACUUACUUUCAAAUACUAGAAAAAUCUGUUAAAAUAUAAAGCUGCAUAAUUUUUAAGUUUCAUUAAAGUUGAUGCAAACACUGUCCUCGUUAUGGCAACAGAAUGAGACAAUAUGACACUUUUCAUAAGCAUAAAACUUAAUAGGCGCCAGUAUUGCAGUAACGAAAAUAUAAUGUAAAAAUUAAGUUGUUUUUCCCAAUAGUUAAUAAGACUCGUGCACAUACUAGUUAUUAAAUUACAAAGAAUUGUUCAUAUUAAAUUUUAUUUUUAUACGAAAUUAUUUUUGUGUUAACUUAUUGUCUAACUAAUCUUUUUUUCAUGUUCAAAGUCACCUUCAAAGCCAAAAAAUACUGUAAAUAUUAUAUGACGUAACUAAAAAUACCUUUCCCACUUAAAAAUUAAAACAUUCGUAUUCGUGGAAAGAGAAAAAGUAACAAAUAUGUCACAUUUAUGAAGGUUUGUUAGCUAGCUGGAUUGAUGAAAUGUAAAGAGUUUAAUGCUGAAAUGAAAAUAUCAAAUAUGAUGAAAUGUACAGUCAACAAAACACACACACACAAUGGAACAAAGUGUAAUUAAAAAAAAACUAGAUUGUGAACCUUAUGUGAAGUGAAAUAACGCUCAAAGUCAGACAGAUAUAUUAGUCUGUUUUGGAGAACAUACAUACCAAUACCAUGUUUAACCUGAAUAAGGAAUAUACCUUAUUGUAGGAUUACUUAUAGAAUCGUGUCCUAAUUAUUAUUAUUGUAACCUAAUUCUAUACCUAUCUAAUGCUCCUACUUAAACCAAAGAAACUAUUAAAUAUUUUUAUCAUUUCAUAUGUAAAUCUUAACCAACCAUUUGUAUUUUUUUUCCAUCUAGUAUUUUAUUGAAGAUAAAAAUUGUAUUUAACGCAUAAUAUAUUUUUAAGUGAUAAAAUAUUUUUAAUCUAUAACAUCAUAAAUAAAACCAUUCUGUUUCCUUACUCUGAAGUAUUUUAUUAAAUUUUUAAUACUUUCAGUUUUCAGAGCAAUCAGUAAGCUUCGGUCGCAACUAUUCUAGAUUCGGCGUUUGCUAGAAAAUUAUUGUUAUUUGGAUUCUCCUUAGUCGUCAAAAACCACAGCAAGAUUAUAAUCUGGAAAUCCAUCUCUUGUAUGUCCUUCUUCAAUAUCGAGACUGCUUUCUUUGCCGUCACUAGAGGAGAGUUGUCGUUCAUUGAGGACCCUCUAGAUUCCGUCCUUUGCUUUAUAUUUUCUACUUUAGCGGUGAUUUCAUUCAGCGUUUCUUGUCUCUCAGUAACACCAACACUAACUUCCUGAUACUCAUGCGUGACUUUAUUCAGUUCGUCUAGCAGUGAACCGUACUCUCUCACCGAAGGCUCGAAUUGUUCAUUUAUUAUAUUCUCCCUGGAUGUUAUUUUGUCUAUCACCGAACUUAUGUUAGAGUGCAGUUUGUUCAAUUGAGUUCCUGUGGUUUUGAACUUAUCCAUUAAGUCGUCCCUGAAACUCCUCAUUUGCGCAUGUCUCGCACGCCAAUCACGACCGUCCGCAGUUAUCUUAAGUCUCAACGCUGGUGCUACUCUCUCCAGUUCCAAUUUCCAUGCCUCCCAAUCAUGAACUUUAUUACUAAUAUUAUUUGAUUCCUUUUCCUCUACAUCGCCGUAUUCAUCGUCAGACUCGUCUGAAUAUAUUUCCAUUUCUUCUUCCACCUUAUCAAGGAUUAUUUCAGUUUCAUCUUCAACUUGGUCCAAGUCAUCCGUGUUUUCUUCAGUCUCGUGAAUGUCUACAAUCGGUUUUUGCCAUUCGAAAUUUUGUGCUCUCAUCGCUUCUUGCGCUAAAACGUUCAGAAUAUGACACACUUGUUCACCGUUACCCGGUUUCAGUUUAUUAGGAGAAACUUCAACGGAAAUAUCCUUUUCUCUUAGGAAAUCGAUUAUAUUUGUGAUUAUAGUAUUAGGGUCAUCUUCUUCGUGUGGCUGUUCGAAGUCUUUACCGGUUUUUCUGAUGAGCCAAGCGGCUACAGAUGCGAACAUAUAAAAUUGCUCCCCAGGGUUGGUCGAAGCGAUAAAAUAGUAUCUACUCAUUGGUUUCAUCUUUAUUUGUGGACGCAAUUCUGUGUCUAUUUUUAAGAGACGCAGCUUAUCCAUUAUGUUUAAAUCCAUUGCUGUUAUAG